AUGAAAGAUUUCUUGGUUCAGUUAGAUGAUUUACCGGAUGAAACUCUUAUGUCUAUAUUUAAAAAAUUGUGCAAUUUUGAAGUACUUUAUUAUUUAAUGGAUGUUAAUCAACGAAUCAAUAGAAUUGCACGUGAUAGAAUUUUUACUCAUCAUUUAUGUUUAUUAGAAUAUUGUCGAAUCGACGAUUCUUCGAUUCCAUUAUCAGGUCCAAUACUUGAUCGAUUUUGUUCAAAAAUUUUGCCUGAAAUUGGACAUCAAAUUGAAACUCUCUAUCUUGAAAGAACAUCAAUAGAACGUGUACUUCGUGCUACAAACUAUCCAAAUUUAAAUAGCCUUGGUUUAUGUGAUAUAGACGACGACAAACUAGUUAUGUUUCUCUCUUCUGAUACAAAUUCUGCAAUUCAUUUAUUUAACAAUCAAAUUUCAUCGCUCUUUAUCAGUUUUAAUAAAAAAAACAACUCGUUUGUAAACAACACCAGCUAUUCGUAUAUAUUUGCAAAAAUCUUAACAAUAUUUACUAAUCUACAAUGUUUAAAAUUCAAUCCAUAUUUACCUAUUAGUGGCACUUUAUUUCUUAGUAUGACACUUGAAACUGCUAUCUCUCCAACUUUAUUAGAAUUACAUAUCAAUGUCUUUGAUAUAAAAGAUUGUAAUCAUAUACUUGAUGGACGUUUUGAUCAACUUCGUAUACUUCGUGUUAACAUUGAUACUAUUGGGUUUUACCAUACCUACAAAGAAUUGAACGUAGAAUAUUUUUAUUAUAUUUUGUUUGUUUAA
Molecule: messenger RNA, 777 nt
Organism: Adineta steineri
Lineage: Eukaryota; Metazoa; Rotifera; Eurotatoria; Adinetida; Adinetidae
Source: the annotation of a GenBank genome assembly